This is a messenger RNA of Botrytis fragariae, 744 nucleotides long. RefSeq names its product putative glycoside hydrolase family 61 protein. The transcript is spliced from 5 exons. Bases 1 to 744 code for a protein of 247 amino acids. The record is from RefSeq and is a predicted model, not a curated record. Lineage: Eukaryota; Fungi; Ascomycota; Leotiomycetes; Helotiales; Sclerotiniaceae.
AUGCAUUUGAAAACUCUCUCAAAUCUUCUCGUUUUUGUGGCGACGGUUGCUGCGCACGGAUAUGUGGAUAAUGUGACGAUUAAUGGGAUUCUCUAUACUGGUUAUCAAUCUCCUCUUCCAAAGCCCGAUUCAGAUCCCUACUAUGCUACACCACCCCCACGUAUCAUUCGUCCAGUCCAGGGCAAUGGUCCUAUCACCGAUCUUACGCUUAUUGAUCUUCAAUGUGGUGGUUAUACCGAAGGGGGUAUUGUUGGUUCCAAACCUGCGAAUUUGACUGCGGGGCCGGUUGCUGCUGGGAGUACGGUUAGUUUGAGAUGGACGCUGUGGCCGGAUAGUCAUUCCGGUCCAGUAAUAACUUACAUGGCGAAAUGUCCCGCUGCAGGAUGUAGUAAUUAUCUCCCCGGCACUGACCACCGGACGCAUCGGCAACACGACCGUCUGGGGCGACACCCCCUAAAAACCGCCGGAAAUUCUUACUCUUACACUAUCCCCUCCUGUCUCUCUGCCGGUUCAUAUAUUGUGCGUCAUGAAAUCCUUGCGUUGCAUGCAGCGUGGACAUAUCCGGGCGUGCAAUUUUAUCCAAGUUGUCAUCAGAUACAGGUUACGGGAAGUGGAACAAGCACGGGUCCUAGUAGUAAGGUGGCUAUUCCGGGUGUCUAUAAGGCAACGGAUCCCGGAAUUGUUUAUGAUAUGUAUGCGGUUCAAACAUAUACGAUUCCGGGACCGGCAGUCUUUUCGUGCUAG